AUGAUUCGAGCUGUUUACCUUUGGACUCUGCUGGCACUGCUGUCGGCCCAGACGCUGCUUUCUUGGGGCGCUGCGGACCAGUCCCGGCUGGCCGGACUCUAUGUCAAGGAUGGCAACGAGAAUGGGCAGCUGCGUUUUCUGGCCUCCGGCCUGAACAGCAAUACUAACGGUGUCAGCGGCAGCAACGGCCUAAACGCGGCACUCAAUAGCUACAUAACCAACAAGCAGGACAUGCUCGAACAGUUGCGUCCAACCAGCACAAAUGCUGGCUCCGGCUUGGGUGUGACAGGCACGGGCACGGGCACCGGGACUGGCCUGGGCCUGGGCACUUUAACAGGCACUUUAACAGGCACGGGUACAGGCACGGGUACAGGCACCAGCAAUACCGCUGCCAACAAUGCCAUCUAUGUGAGUCUGGGCAAUGGCAAUGCAUCGCCCACGGGCAGCAACACCCAAGCAGCCCUCAAUCAGGCGAUCUAUGGCUCCACGCCCGUCAACAAUUUGCUGCCACAGAUCGUUGGCCAGGCGAUCGCACAGCGCACCCGUCCCGCCGACAACAGCAAUCGGCGACGCGUCGUUCAGCAACGGCGACGACGCGUCAACAAAAAGACAAACGGCAGACGCCGCCGUCGCAAGGGCAACAAGAACGGCAAGAAGCGGCCCCAGGUGGUGGUUGUGCGACCCAAUCGCGGCUGA
Messenger RNA from Drosophila novamexicana, 696 nucleotides. RefSeq names its product putative per-hexamer repeat protein 5. The transcript has a single exon. The coding region runs from base 1 to 696 and encodes 231 amino acids. The record is from RefSeq and is a predicted model, not a curated record. Lineage: Eukaryota; Metazoa; Arthropoda; Insecta; Diptera; Drosophilidae.